GUUCUCCGUCCCCGCGUUUCCAGUCCCCGUGAUCGCCAGUACUGGUAUCCCUAAUCCCCAUUGCCAACAACAGUGGUUCAACCUACCUAUACGUGUGCGUGCUGGUGAAGACACGUGUUUUUUUUUAUUAAGCAGAGGCUUACAGUGUAACGUUCUGAAUCCAUACGAAUGGGAGAUCGUUGAUACUGCUUAUUCCUGAAGCAGAAAAACAAAGAAAGAUGGAAAAAGAAGAAAAUGUCUUGAUAUUUCAUGUUGAAAUCUUUUCAUUUGCACCAGACUUGUGGAAUCUCUUUAAUUAACCACACAAGAACGGAAGAGUUUGUAAUGUAAAAGAUGCAGAGGCUUGUGAAGGUAUUGUGUGUUUCCAUGAGCCCCCUGGUGCCAAGUUUCCAAACUGCAGUACUGUGUCCAGAUGUGGAGUCCUCAGUACAGAAGAGACAUGGACCUGUUGGAGUGCGUCCAGAGGGGGGCAACAAAAAUUAUCCAAGGGAUGGAACACCUCCCUGCAAGGGCAGGCUGAGAGCCAGCACUGUGCAGCCUGGAGAAGAGAAGGCUCUGAGAUGACAUGAGAGCAGCCUUCAAUAUCUAAAGAGGCUGUAAAAAAGAAGGGGACAGACUCCUUUGCAGAGUCUGUUGUGAUUGGACAAGGGGAAGUGGUUUCAAACUAAAAGAGGGGAGAUUUAGAUGGGAUGUAAGGAAAGGGUUUUUUAUGCUAUGGGUGGUGAGGCACUGGCACAGGUGACCCACUGUCGUUGCAGUGUCCUGGAGACACUGAAGGUCAGGCUGGAUGGGGCUCUGAGCACCUGAUUGUGCUGUAGGUGUCCCUGUUCAUUGCAGGGGAAUUGGAUUACAUGACCUUUAAAGGUCCCUUUAAAGGUACUGCGAGCAACAAACAAAACAUAGGUGUGUUAUCAACAUUGUUUUUCUACCAAAGCCAGACACUGUGAAGAAAAUCAACUCUGUCCCAUCUGAAAAUAGCACAAUAUCAGCUCCUUAUUCUGUAUCAUUUACGGCAUGUUCAGGGCCCACAAUUGCCCAUAUAUCCUAAUUGGUUACCAUCACCUUUCCUGCCUUUUGAUAUAAACACACAGAUAUAAUUCCUGCAAGUGUAUGGGCUAUCCCUCUAAAUCAUGAGUGCCAAAACUUUUGUGCCUGGGCCGCACUGAGUGAAAAGGAAUUGUCUUGAGCUGCAUGUAAAAUAUAUAACAGAGUUUAUACAUAUAUUCAAGAUACAUAUAAUACAACAUAGUUAAUGUAUAUUUCUUGUACAGUGAAUGUGCUAACUUAUCAAAUUAUUUUAUGAAAUAGCACAAGCCCAAGAUUAAUAAUUAAAUAAGAAAACUUACAUGUCUGCUUAAUAACAAAAAACACAUCUGCACAGGCACACAUACAUGUCGGUAGAUUGAAAUAUUAUCAAUCACUGGGUUCUACUCACAAGUGGCAAAUGCGCAUGUCGCGUAUAAUAUGUGCAGGUUUAGAUCUGACUGACUGAAUGUGGUGGGCAUGAGGCAGUCAGCCCUGCCCUGCGCCCUCCGCUCCGCAGCAUUCCAUUGUCACCUAUGCAGUCAGUGCUUGAGCUACGUGCAAUUGACUUAUGAAAAAUAUUGCUAAAAAUCUCAUAGUAAUGUUAAAAGUUUGCAGUCUUGUGGGGCUGUGUUACUGGCUGCCCAGGGCUGAAUGUGGCCCAUGGGUUGGACACACCUGCUCUAAAUUGUCCGUGGAGUUCCUUUAGUCCAUGGCUUUGAGCUCCAUCUGUCAUAACGGACCUUCAGGGUUGGAGGAGCGAUGCAUAGUGUUGGACUGCGGCAUGCUGAAGCCAGUUCUGGUUCCAUCAGAAUUCAUUCUUUAAUGUAGAUGUUUCUUAAAGCAUUACCAUUGAUAAGGCAUAUAGCAAACCUAGUAGUGAUGAGAUGCAGUAUUAGGUAGCAAUUAACAUAAUACAAUUCAAAUCAUUGGUUGUGCUUACUCAUCCUCAAAUCCCCUCUGAAGUGAGGGGUACACACCAGACUUCCCUAUCCUUCCACAUUACCCACCAAGUGCACUCAGGUCCCUGAGCAAAAGCAAUCCCAUGGAUGGGCUACCCUUUGUUCAAGGCAGGAAUAACCAGAACUGUCUUGCCCAGCAUGUUAUUCAUGUGCAUAACAGGUACUUUAUUUCCUUCUGCAGUACAUAGGAGUUUUGACUGGGCAGGGCCAGCUUGAUUGGCAGAUUCUCCAGUGUUGACUAACCAGAUGACUUUCACUAAUUGUGUGUCCCAGUGUUUAAAUGUCCCACUACUUGUUGCUCUCAGUAUAGUCUUGAACAGUCCAUUGUAUUAUAUGAUGCGGGAUAGGGGUUAUGAUGUAUCUGUGCAUACUCCUUGGCCCAGGUGUCUAUGAGGUAGUUUUGAAAAGUCCCGUUGCCUGACUCAAUUCUUUCUGGGGUACCAUGUCACCACAAGACUUGCUUUUCAAGGCCCAAGGUAUGUUUCCAGCCAUCCAGUGGUUGCUUCCACCACUGCAAGCAUAUGACACUUGACAUUGCGGGUUUGUGGGAGUCUGAUAUAAUCCACCUGCCAGGCCUCCUCAUAUUUGUGUUUCAGCUGUUGUCCUCCAUACCAAAGAGGCUUCAUCUGCUUGGCUUGCUUAAUUACAGCACAUUUCACAUUCAUGGAUAACCUGUGCAAUAAGGUCCAUAGUCAAGUCCACCCCUCAAUUCCAUGCCAAUAUAAAGGUUGCAUCUUUUCCUUGAUGGCCUGAGGUGCCAAGGGCCCAACACGCUAGAAAUAAUUCACCCUUAUGAUGCUUUUGCAGAUCUACCUGAGUCACUUCAAUCCUACUGGCCUGAUCCACCUGCUGGUUCUUUUGAUAUUCUUCAGUCACACGACUCUUUGGUAUGUGAGCAUCUACAUGAGGCCUUCACAGCCAAGGUCUCCACUCAGGCAACAAUAUCUUUCCACAGUGCAGCAGCCCGGAUGGGUUUGUUACUGUGUUGUUCUGCCAGUUGUUCUGCUUCCAUUGCUGUAACUGCCCCCAUAGGAGGUGGCCACUAUCCAGGCGUCAGUGUAGAGGUAGAGCAUGGCCACUUCUCUCAUUCACCAGUGUCUAAAGCCAGUUGGAUGGCCUUCACUGCUGCAUAUUGGCUCCAUUCACCUUCUUCUGCAGUUUCUGUGACUUGUCUUGUUGAAACCAUACAGCAGCCUUCCACCUCUGACGCUUUCCCACAAUGUGACAGGACCCAUCAGUGAACAAGGCAUACUGCUUCUUACUCUCUGCUAGUAUAUUAUACAGUGGGGCCUAAAAAUUCCUGAAAACUGGAUUUCCUGUGUGGAUCCCUUAACUGUUGUUUACAGCAAAACCAGAUUUCAUUAGGAUUUGGAUUAUUUUCUUCUCUUUCUCAAAAACUUCCUCUGCUGUGUUGCCCGAUACGGUGAUGCCUCCAAUGAUUGCAGGUGUUCAGAAGCUUCUUCCUUUUCCAGAGCUGUCUGGAUCAGCCCGUGACAAAUGGUCAGGCUGUAUUUCCACCCAUGGGGCUGUCAAUUCCAGGUGUACUAGAUGCCCUUCCAAGUGAAAGCAAACUGUAGCCUCCACUCUGUUGCCAGAGGGAUUGAGAAAAAUGCAUUGGUGAUGUCGGUUGUGGCAUACCACUUGGCUGCCUUUGACUCCAGUCUGUAUUGGAAGUUCUAGCAUGUCUGGCACAGCAGCAUUUAGCAGUAGUAUGACUUCAUUAAGGCCAUGAUAGUCCACUGUUAGCCUCCACUCUCCACUAGACUUUUGUACUGGCUAUAUGGGACUGUUGGUGAGUGAGUCUUUCUGGUUACUCCUUGGUUCUUCAGUUGACAAAUCAGCUGAUGAAUGGGAAUCAGAGUCCUGACUGGUGCAGUAUUGCCACUGGUGCACUGUUGUAGUAGUGAUCUGCACCUGCUGUUGUACUCUUAGCAACCCCACAACAGAAGGGUCCUCUGAGAGACAAGGCAAAGUAAACAACUGCUUAAUGUCCUCCAUUUCCAAGGCAGCUAUGCUUAAAGCCCACAGAUGCCCUUUUGGGUCCUUGAAGUACCCUCUCCUUAGAUGCAUGGAGCCUAUGGGCCAGUUGCAAUGGAGUCCUUUUGCCACUCAUUCAUAAACCAGUGUUACACAGUGCAUAAAACUGUAGUCAAUCCAGUCCCAAGAGAUCAUAAGCAGCAGCACAAUGGAACAUAUAGAGUAAGUAAGGUUCUACAUAGCACACCACUGAAAACAGGCACAUCAAAUCUGAGAGCAGAAAAAUCAACACUGUGACCAGCAAUUAUGAAACUUAAUGUAAUGCUUAUAACAAUUCUGUUUUGACACACUCUGAUUGGAUCUUCUGUUGUCUCAACCCUUCAAGCCCCACAGUGGGUGCCAAAAGGAUGGCUGUGGUUUAACGAGUGGGCAGCCUUUAAGACUUCCUUCUUGAGGAGCGACCAGCGUUCCUGGGCCCCUUUACCCUUCAGGACUGAAUCCCAAGGGAUUCUCCCUACCCGUGUCCUGAACAGUUCAAAGUCUGCCCUCGGGAAGUCCAAGGCAGCAGUUUUGCUGCCCCCCACUCCUGAUUUCACCAAGAAUUGGGAACCCUGUCAUUUCGUGGUCACUCUGCCCAAGACAGCUCCUGAUCUCCACAUCUCCCGCCAGACCUUCUCUGUGGACAGCAGGUCUAGCGGGGCACCUUCCCUGGUAGGCCCUCUUAUCAGCUGCAUCAGGAAUUUAUCUUCCGUACACUCUAGAAACCUCCUUGACUACUGCUUCUGCACUGUAUCGUAUUUCUAGCACAUAUUAGGGAAGUCGAAAGCCCUCGUGCGAAUAUGGGCUGGUGAUCAUGCAACUUCUGCCAGCUGCUCAUAGAAUGCUUCAUCUGUCUCUUCAUCCUGGUUAGGUGGUCUAUUAGAGACCCCCACCAGGAUGUUUGUCUUGUUGGCUCUCCCCCUGAUCCCUACCUGUAGAGAUUCAGCCUCAUCAUUUCCAGCCCCAAGCUCAAUGACAUCGAAACACUCUCUAACAUAGCCACACCACCACCCCUCCUUCUUUGCCUAUCCUUUUUGAAGAGCUUGUAGCUAUCCAUUGCAGCAUUCCAGUUAUGGGAGCAAUCCCUCCAUGUUUGGGUAAUGGCAACUAAGUCAUAGUCUGCCUGCCACACAAUGGCUUCCAGCACUCGUGCUGCAUGCAGUGGUGUAGAUGCACUUCAGCUGAGCCUGUAGGAUCACCGCAAUCUCAUCAGUGUUUCCCUCUGCUGAUCUCUAGCAGGCCUGGUUUUAUCCCCUUUCUCCUUCAUACCUAGUUCAAAGCCCUCUCAACGAGCCCUGCAAGCUCCUGGGCUAGGAUCAGUUUCCUUCUUUGUGACAGGCGAGACCCAUCCGCAGCCAUCAGGCCAGGUGCUGAAUGAACCACACCACAGUCAAAAAAAACCAAAAGUCUUGCAAUUGCACCAGCCUCUCAGCCAUGUAUUUAUGAGAAGGGUUUUCCUGCUCCUCUCAGUAUUCCUCCCUACCACUGAAGGGAUAGAAAUUAAUAGGAUGGUGGAUAUUGCCCUGCUUUCAGCUGGGACAAAGUUGAUUUUCUUCAGGGUGUCUGGUACGGUGUCUGGUCUCUGACUCCUCCUUACUUCAUUAAGGUGAUAUGCAUGACAUAUAUGUUACAUUAAACAUUGCCCCCAAAAUUCUGGUUUGAUCACAUACACGGAAUUAUUCUCAGUAUCAUUGAUUGCUAGUGCACAUGUGCUUAGACUUCAGACUUCAGAGGACUGAGAGCUUGGAAUCAACCCAAUAAACUAAUUUCUGAGCAGCCAUUGUCUACUGAAAUAUAAGGCUUUCAUUUUUGGUGGCUUGCAUGAUACAAGUUGUAAUGAUAUUGUUAAACUUGUUAAUGCUUGUUGAUGGAUAGCUGUGUAGUUUGUUUAGAAAAUGGGAAGAGGCUGUGUUUUUGUACCAAGCAGAUAAGGAUGAUGUGCUGAACUCCUCGUACCCAGCAAAUAAGAGAAGUUCCAUCAAGCCUUUGUAUCGAGCAGAUAAGGGAGUCGUGGGAGCAAGUAUUAUGCAAUCAAGGUAAGAAGCUAACCAAGCGUGCGUGAAGACCAGGUUCAACCAGUGGACACAGUGAGGAAGACUACUGAUGACCACCAGAGACCCCAAAAGACUGCCGCCACAAAAAGACAGCAUGUGCAAGGAGGUGGAACCCUAUGUUAAUGAUUUUGGGGGAAGUUUUGAAUAUGUUCCUUUCCGUAUGUAUUUUUCUAUAUGUAGGAAAAUCUUUCUAUAUGUAACACAAGUAACAUAUAUGAGCUGAAGAUCUUUAGUAUACGAUAUACACGAUUAGGCAGAAGGAUCCCCUUGUGCAUCUGGCACCUAGAAUAAAGAAUGCCUGCUUUCUAACUCUCCAAACUGAGUCUUAAAGAGUUUCAUGAUGGACUGGCUUACAGUAACAUGCAGCACAAUGUACUAGUUUGCUGUGGUUUAACCUGGCAGCAACUGAACACCACACAGCCAUUCACCUCUUCCCUCCUCCCAGUCAGAUGGGGAGGGAAUUGAAAAAAGAGUAGAACACAUGGGUUGAGAUAAAAGCUAAUUAAUAAGAAAGGAAAGGAAGAAAGAAAUAACAAUAAUGACAAUUAUAAAUAUAUAUAUGUAUACAUACAUACACAAAUUAAGUCAUACACAACAGAAUUGCUCACCAUGCACUGACAAAUGCCCAUCCUUUCACCAAGCAGUGGCUGCCCCCCGGCCAACUCCCCUUCAUUUUAUAGUUUUCUCACAUGAUGUCAUAUGGUAUAGAAUAUCCCUUUGGCCAAUUUAGGUCAGCUGUCCUGGUUCUCUUACCUCUCAGCUCCUUGUGUGUCCCCUCAGCCCCCUCACUGGCAAGGCAGUAUGAGAAAAUGAAAUGUCCUUGGCUCCGUACAGCACUGCUCUGCAAUAGCUGCACAACAAUGUGUUAUCAAAAUUGUUUUUCUCCUGAAACCAAACCGUAGCAUUAUUCCAGACCCUCUGAAACAAAUCAACUCAACUCCAUUCUAUCUGAAACAUGGACAAUAUCCCCCCCUUAUUCUAUACGAUUUACAGCAUGUUCAGGUCCCACAGUUUCCCAUACAUCCCAAAUACUGUCACUCCUCUUGCAUUUACACACAGAUAUCAUUCUGUAGUUUAUGGGUUAUCCCUGCAAACUGAUUUCAUAGAGAGUGAUGAAGCCUUCCCUCAGCCUCCUUUCCUUUAAACAGUCACAGUUCUCUCAGCCUCUACUCAUAUGUCUACGUCUUAUUUCCUAGUCCCUUCAUCAGCUUUGUUGCUUUUCUCUGCACAUUUCAAGCAAGUCAGUAUCCAUGUUGUAGCAAAGGGCCCCAAACCAAACACAAUAUUCACUAUGCAGUCUCACAAGUGCUGCAUACGAGGGGACAAUUGCUUCUCUAGGUCUGCCGGAUCUGUCUUAGAAACACAAGCAGGAAAAGUAAGGAAAUGGGAUUUCUGUAAAAAUAAGAAGUUUGUAUACUUGAGAAUGAUCAAAAGGGGAAAUUUACAAUUGCUGUGGUUUUUUUUUAAAGUUAUUUCUCCCCUUUUUUUUUCCUUUCAUGAGCUGUGUUUCCCAAGAGGAGGGCAGGCAAGGCUAAGUUGCAGUAUGUGCUUCCAUCAUUUCAGAUCAUAGCAUAAAAAGACACUUGCAUUUGCAACCCUGAGAUUGAAGCAAACAGAAGUGCUGACCUUGAAAAGGAGGAACAGACCUCUGUCACCAUUUGUACUUCCAACGAUGGCUCUUUGCCAGUCUGACAACACAAACAGUUACUGAAAAGACAUCUUGAUUUCUUUCAAAAAAUGUAUUAAAAUUGUGUGGCUGGGAAACCUUUUUUGUGUUCUGGAAGUUUAAGAAGGUCAUGUCUUGAUUACAAAUGUUUAACUUAGCUGAGAGCUGAGAACAUUCCCACAUCUUUCUAAAGAAAGUGUUUUCUUCAAACUUGAAACAUCCCUGAAGCUACUGUUCUUUUCUUCUGUGCUUCAAAAAACUGUUCAGGACGAAACCUUUGGGCAUGGCUUUCUGUUUUCCAACUGGCAGUCUUUUUCAAAAUUUCCUUCACCUCCGUGUUUCUGAAUGUGUAGAUGAAGGGAUUUAGCAGUGGAGUUAUAACUGUGUUUAAGAUGGUGACUAUUUUGGUCAGUUCCAAGGAAGCUUUGAUGGAUGGCUUGACAUGGAGAAAGAUAGUGGAGCCAUACCAAAUAAUUAUUACCAUGAGAUGGGAAGAACAAGUGGAGAAGGCUCUCUGCGGCCUUGGGCAGAUGGGAUCUUCAAUACAGUAGAUACUAUAUAAGUAUAUGAGACCAAGAUAAUGACACAGGAGGCAAGGAGGACAAUGGCAAACAUGAUGAAGCACACCAUCUCCACAAGGGAGGUAUCUGUACAGGAAAGGACAAUCCAGGGAGAGAUAUCACAGAAAAAGUGGUUGAUGACAUUAGAGCCACAGAAAGACAAUCUGGAAAUCAAAGAUGUGGGCACUGAAAAGACCAGGAAACUACCAAUCCAAGAAACCACUGCCAGCCAUCAACAGAAUCCUCUUGAUUCCCUGUGGAUGGCCAUGAGUUCUUUUCUUUGUCUGUCCCCGGACGCAGCUGCCGUCGCGUUGUUGGUGCUGUUUCCUGACCGAGAGGGAAUCCUGAGUGUUCUUCCCAGGAACGGUUCCUGCCUUUCCCAUUGGUCUCUGCUGUUUGCUGCUGCUUCGGCAGCCUUUUGGCGUCCUCUUGAGGAUGUGAACCGUCGGGGAGAUUCUCCAAAGUAGUCCAUCUUUCACCGAGAUGUUUGUCCUUCUGCUGAGGUGCUGUGGCUGCCAGGGAGCGAGGUCUUUCUCAGCGUCUCGUGCAGCGUGCGGGCCUUGAGGGAUGGGAGCCAGAACCAGCAGCGGGUACGCGUGAGUUCUCCAAGGCUGGUGCUGCCAGGGGGUUUCUUUCUGCGGGUGGAGGGUCCGGGUGGCGUUGCGCCUGGCACCAGGGCACCCACCCAAGCCGGCACAAGCCGAGGCCUGGAAGCCAGCUCCAGGGCACCCAACCAAUCCGGCACAAGUGCACCCAACCAAGAAGGCACCAGGGCACCCAACCAAGCCGGCACCAGUGCACCCACCCAGGAAGGCACCAGGGCACCCGCACAAGCCGGCAGCAGGGUACACAACCAAGCUGGCAACAGUGCACCCACCCAAGCCGGCACCAGGGCACCCACCCAAGCUGGCACCAGGGCAACUAGCCAAGCGUGCACCAACCAAGGCUUGGAAGCCGGCGCCAGGGCACCCACCCAAGCCAACACCAGCCAAGGCCUGGAUGCUGGCACAAGGGCACCCACCCAAGCUGGCACCAGCUAAGGCCUGGAAGCAGGUAAAAGGGCACCCACCCAAGCCGGCACCAGAGCACCCACACAAGUCGGCACCAGUGCACCCACCAAACCUGGAACCAGCCAAGGCCUGGAAGCCAGCACCAGUGCACCCACCCCAGCAGGCAUCAGGGAACCCAGACAAGCUGGCAUCAGCCAAGGCCUGGAAGCUGGCACCAGUGCACCCACCCAAGCCGGCACCAGUGCACCCACCCAAGCCUGCACCAGUGCACCCACCCAAGCCUGCACCAGGGCAGCCACCCCAGCCUGCACCAGUGCACCCUCCCAAGCCGACACCAGGGCACCCACGCAAGCCAGCAACAGGACACCUAUCAAAGCCAGAACCUGCCAAGGCCUGGAAGCCAGCACCAGGGCACCCACCCAAGCCGGGAUGAGUGUACCCACCCAAGCCAGCGCCAGGCCUCAAAACCGAGGCAGAACCAGUGCACCCACCCAGGCUGGCACAAGGGCACCCACCCAAGACGGCACCAGGGCACCCACCCAAGAUGGCACCAGCCAAGGCUGUGGGAGCCUGCUGGAGGGCACACCCACAGGUGCUCUGCCCCACCCCACCCUCCCCAUCUCUGCAAAGAGCAUUCCUGCAGCCCUUUGGGCCAGUCAGCUGGUAAUUUGGCAAGCCCCCCUUGCCAGGACCGUCCCUCAUCCCACUGGACAGAUCUCAUGUCCUCCUGGCCCUCCAGCAAGUUCCCCAUCUCCCAGUAGUUCCAGCCCUUCUGCAUAGCAGCACUGCCAGGAGCUGGACUGACCUUAUGGGCCCCUGUGCCUCUGGCUGACUCCAGCUGAUCUCUGUCCGUCUGCCACUGCCUUCUCCGCAGCGCUGCGGUGCAUUCCCUUUGUGGAAAUGACGCUGAACUCCCUGCGCACGGUGCUGAGCCAAACGGAGAGCGGUCGGAUCCUGCAUGCCCUCUGUGGUGUUCUGGAGCAGUGGUCGGAAGGCAUCCGUACUUACUUCUGCUCCUGGGACCAGUGUCCCUUCCCGCGCAUGGAGGAAGCACGGUUCAUCAAACACAUCUACCCGCUCUUUUUCUACGUGGUGCAAAACUGGCUGGGCUGUGAGGAGGAAGAGGACAAGCAGGCUGUCCUCAAGGCGCUGGCCGCCAUGAGUGUUAUCCUUCUGCAUGAGAAGCAGCACACGGAGCGCGUAUGGGAGCAGCUCCUCUGGCUUCUGCACCAACACCGGGACAACCAAGGCAACUUCCAGGUGACCAAGAUGCUCCAUUAUUUCCUGGAGUCCUUGGAGGGGGUUCGUGACCUCAUUCCUGUGGGCAAGUUUACUGCCAUCAGCGCUGCUGUGCACGCCCAGCUCUCUGAUGCUGAGAAUGAGCCCAGCCCGGCCCACAAAGAAGAGCUGUCCCGCUGCAUCGUGCUGCUGGGUGAGGAGAGGAGACGGGGCCGUGCCCCGCCGUGUCCUGGCAGCUCUCUCCCAGAACCUGGCAGUGGCAGGUGGCUGCCUGCUAACACAGAGCACCAUUUCUUGCCCGCAUCGCAAAGCCGCCCUGAGGAGAUGAUCGCAUUUCUGCGCUCCCAGCUGCACGGUGGGAAGGAGGCCGGCCGCGUGGCAGCCCUGCGCCUUCUUGGAGCUCUCGCCUCGCAGCAGGACGUACCUGCGAUUCGAGAGAAGCUGCCCCUGGUCGUUGAGGCAGCGCAGUCAGCGUGCAGUGACCCCAGUGCCCAGCUCUUGUGGCCGAGGCUGCUGCAGUACGUGGUGCCCGCCCAGUACAGGGGCAUGCUUAUUCCCCUCUCCCGCUGCCUCCAAAGUCUGGCUGAGAGACGAGAGAGAGCAGGACAGCAUGAAGAGGAGGACUCCGAUGUCACCAGCUCUGAGGAAGAAGCCCAGCUGCCAGCUCCACAGGCCCUGCUGGCUCGACUGCUGGUGGAGUCAGCAGCUCCUCGUGCAGGUGCUGAGCACACUGUCGCUGCCUUGAAGCUGCUGCAGGCCCUCCGCAGCACCAUCCACGGUGCCCUGGGGGCAGCGUGGACAACUGAGAUCGCCUUCCUGCUGCAAUAUCUGGAAGGAAAAGAUGCGAGCUCCGUGGACUCUGCAGAGUGGGAGUGCCACCUGCUUAAGUUUCUGAAAGUGUCACUGGAAUCCAUGGAGGACCAGGCCUGGAGCGUGGCUCUGAGCCAGCAGCUCAGCGAGCAGCUGGGCACGUGUCCCCACGGCUCCUGGGAGAAGCUCUUCUUGUACAAGGCUCUUGGGUCAGUGCUGGCAGCUUGUCAGGACCUCAGCCACGUCCAAGAGCAGCUCUGCAGAUAUCUGCAGGGAACAAACCAUGUGGAGCUGUCUGAGGCCCAGGGAAUGAUUGCGGUUGUGUCCUUUGCUGCUGAGCGCCACUUCCACCUGGCCUUGGACACAGUGACGACAGUUGCUGCCACGUUGACCAGAGGCAGGUUUCCCGAGCCAUCUGGAGACUGGAAGAACAGUGACAGACUAUGCCGGAGUUCCCCAGCCCCUAAAGUCGGCGGUAAAUCUGCCCGUGGUGAGCGUGACAGAGGCUGUGCCCCCUCAGCCUUUCUCAUGGGGGAGCCUGUCAUGCAGGGCAGGAACCGCUCCCAGGCCCAGAGCUCGCAGCUGCAAGAGAAGCUUGGGGAGCUGCUGGUACAGGGGCAGAAGAACAAGGAGGAAGCCCAGGCCGCUCACAUUGCUGUCAUGCUCACCUACAGUGGCAUGGCACUGCACGCCCCCAGGGAGCAUCUGCUGGCCCGUGUGGAUGCAGACAUCUUGGGCAAGAUCCUGCUGCUUGCUAGAGCCGGCCACCAGGACUCUCAGCUAAAGCUUGCCUUGGUGCAGAGCAUCACUGAGGUCAGCUGCGCCAUCCAGGCUGUGGGUGACUGCCCCGGCUUUGGGCUCCUCUUGAAGCAGGAGGCCCUGGGGACACUGCUGGACUGGAUAAAGGAGGAGCCCCAGGACAUGGCAGUAUACCCCAUGCUUUUGACCUUGGAGCAGCUGAGCAAAGUGAAGCCAUCUCUGAGCAGGGAGGAAAAUCGCUGCCUGCUGUCUGAGUGCUGCCAAAGCGUCUUUUCCCAUCCGUCCAUGGAAGAGAUCAAAGCAAGACGGAGGCCACUGAGGGCAGCUCUGAACAUCAAGGUUCUGCACGACUGGCUCACCUCGUUCAACGCACUGGAGCAAGAGAGGGUCCUGAGAGUCUGCGCCCAGGUGCUGGGGGCUUGCGAGGGGCGAUUUGAGCUGAUGAAAGGAUGCACUUGCAAACAAUUUGGUACCUUGGUGGGACUGCUGGGGCCUCUGACCUGUGACUUCCUAGCCACGUGCCGCAAGUGGGCAGGGGUCUGCCUGGACUACCUUCUGCAAAUGCACGCUAAGACCACCAAUGUAAAAUCCCAAACAUGGGACACCGAGCACCUGUGCGAGGAGCAGGAAUCACCCGAUGAGACAGCCCUGCUUGAGACCUCCAACAAGACAGCACAGACUGUCUGCAGAUGCUUCCCCUCAGCACAGGCCACCGAUUUCAUGAGCAUGCUCGCAGAAAGCCUGCUGCAUCACACAGAUAGGCGUGCAUGGGCUGCUGGGAUGUGGAUGACAACAUUUCUGGAACACUGUGGAAAGCAGCUAACUUCUUAGGAGGUGCCACAAGUCCUGGACAUCCUUUACAGCAGCCUGCAGGCCAUGUCGCAGAGCAUCCACAGGGUCCACGUGCUGCAGGCAGUGUAUCACAUGGCCCGCUUUCACCAGGAGCCCGUGAUCAACAGCCUCCUCC
Numida meleagris (helmeted guineafowl) is the source of this 13066-nucleotide messenger RNA. Its product is annotated as maestro heat-like repeat-containing protein family member 2B. The transcript has 24 exons. NCBI's taxonomy places the organism in Eukaryota, Metazoa, Chordata, Aves, Galliformes, Numididae. The record is from RefSeq and is a predicted model, not a curated record. Gene Ontology annotation, cellular component: cytoplasm. The coding region runs from base 10192 to 12930 and encodes 912 amino acids.